This is a messenger RNA of Ficedula albicollis (Collared flycatcher), 2181 nucleotides long. It is a transcript of the gene PCNP, whose product is annotated as PEST proteolytic signal containing nuclear protein. Gene Ontology annotation, biological process: proteasome-mediated ubiquitin-dependent protein catabolic process; protein ubiquitination. The transcript has 7 exons. NCBI's taxonomy places the organism in Eukaryota, Metazoa, Chordata, Aves, Passeriformes, Muscicapidae. The coding region runs from base 1 to 849 and encodes 282 amino acids. Gene Ontology annotation, cellular component: nucleus. The record is from RefSeq and is a predicted model, not a curated record.
AUGGCAGAUGAUGAGUUGGUGGUGAUCCACUCCCUGGUGACCUCUUCCUACAUGCUGUUGCAAGGUGGGGCAAGGAGGGCGCGGCAGCGGACGCGGUUCCUUCGCUCCCUCGUGACGCAGAACCUCAGGGUGCGAUGCCGGGAGCGCCGGGGGGUGACCGAUCCCCCCGCUUUCCCCGGGGAAGGGAAUGGAUGCUAUGCCCGCAUGUGCGGCGGCUCCGGACGAGCGCCAGAUGGGCGCCGCUGGUGGUCGCACUUCCAGGGACAACAGAUCCUGAAAUGUUGUGCAGCUGGCACUGUCACUCUUGUCACUUCAGCCACCUGGGCAGUGGAAGUUGUCCACUCGCGUGUUGUUUCGACUUCACCAGGACCUGAAGAAGAGGCAGAAAAACCUGUGAAAACUAAGACUGUUUCUUCCAGUAAUGGAGGAGAAAGUUCGAGUCGCAGCGCAGAGAAACGGGCAGCUAAUGAAGAAGCUGAAGACUUCACCACAAAGCCUGCUCCUGCCAAAAUGUCCAAGUUUGGAUUUUCCAUAGGCAGUCAGACAACAAAGAAGGCAUCUGCAAUAUCCAUCAAACUGGGAGCAAAUAAGCCUAAAGAGCCUGUUCCAACCCUGGCUCCAAAAACCCUUUCUGUAGCUGCAGCUUUCAACGAAGAUGAAGAUAGCGAGCCAGAGGAAAUGCCCCCCGAAGCCAAGAUGCGCAUGAAGAACAUCGGAAGGGAUACACCAACCUCAGCAGGACCAAAUUCAUUCAAUAAAGGAAAGCAUGGAUUUUCUGACAACCAGAAGCUAUGGGAACGAAAUAUAAAAUCUCAUCUUGGAAAUGUCCAUGACCAAGAAAAUAACUAAAUGAUGUGGAUUACAAGUUGGGUGUUUUGGGGGGAGGGGAGGGUGUAACAUUAAAGGAACAGUUUCCUUUUUUAAGAAUGGUAUGAGACUAUCUUUGGAGCCACUUUUUUAAGACUUUGAGUGGUACACUAAUAAAUGAGUUUGAAAUUAGAGGUAAUUUAUGUUUUGUAUACAGAUUUCAAGGCAUUUGCUAAUUUUGUAGUUCAUGUGAUUAGUUUCAAAAGGUUACAGAUAAUAAAGAAAUUGGAGUGGUACCUUUUUAAGAUAAUUUUUUUUGUCAGUGAUUAAAUAAGGUGGAUGAAAAAGGUUACUGUCUCUUUAAUCAAGUUCAAAUUGAAUGCUCUUGCAUUCUCACUUCUGGCUCCCUCUUCAUAACAGGAGAAACAGUUGACUCCUAGGAAUUCUGCUAAAGAGAGUGAGCAUUGUCUUGUGCUAGAAGUGUUACUGGACUAUUAAUUUGAAUAUAAUCUUACACAGGAAAUAAUAAGAACCUGGAUUUUUUUUUUCUCCCUGCAGUCACCUUUUAUUAAGUCUCUGCAAACUAGGAAUUAUGUUGCUCUGAGUGGCUCUGGUAAUUUAGCUGAUUUUGUUUAAAACUUCAUGUAGGAUGUGUAACCUUCAGUGGCCUGUUCUGUCCUAAGGAAAUGGGCCUUGUCUGUAUAUUAGAUACAGUCUGUAAAGAAUAUUCACUACAAAGAUAAAUCAGUAUUUUCAGUGUGCUCCUUUUAAAUCAUUAGCCUUGAGUAGUGCUUGUUAGCAUUUCCUAGUGGUACACAAAAGCCACCACCAAAAAAUACAAGCUAAUGUACAUUAAGCUUCACCUUUGGUUGAAAUAUUUUUCUUUACUAUGCCUAGAAGGAAUAAAAGCCACACCAAAAAUCGGUAAACUCACUGCUUAAGUAUGAAAAAUCUAAGAUGCACUUUCCCUGUCUUGCCAUUUAAGACAAAAUGCCUUGAUGUCUAUGACCUCAGUGGACACUAUCAGGUCAAAGAAUGCUGUAUCUGCAGUCCUGAUGUUUCUAACAAGUGUUGACUUCAGAAAUAAAACUUGACCUUUUCCUGCCUGUCUUCCUUUUGCAGUGAUUUUCAGCAGUGACAUGAAUCUGGUCAGUUUAUUUCUUAGCUUCCACACUGCAGGAGAGUGCUGAAGGUUUUCAGUCCUAGUAAUAACCAUCUAAAUUUCAGUCUAGUUUAGAUUAUGUAUUUGUAAAUCAUUUUACUUAUAGAAGUGGCUAAAAAGAACAUUAUCAACAGCAACACCACCACCUCCCGUAUCCCAAACAAACAUAAAGUUCUUUUUAAACUCAAAUACCUGAUAGUGUCAACCACUAA